Paramecium sonneborni is the source of this 1008-nucleotide messenger RNA. The record is from the annotation of a GenBank genome assembly. Lineage: Eukaryota; Ciliophora; Oligohymenophorea; Peniculida; Parameciidae.
UGAUAAUGUAGGAUAAUAAAAAAGUCCAAUAAUUUAUUUUAUAAGAGAAAGUAGGUUAUGGAGCAUUUGGAGAUGUAUAUAAAGCAAUGGAUGAAGAGACAGGUAAACACAUUAUUUUAAACAAUUUUAGGAGAAAUCUUCGCCAUUAAAAGAAUCUUUUCUGGAAGGUCUUAAUAGAUUGAUUAAUCAACUAUCAGGUAAUAGUAGAUUAUUAAUUUAUAGGGAAAUAGCAGCACUUAGUUCUUUAAAGGGAUAAAAUCAUAUAGUUCCUUUAUAAAAAGUAAUUUUUGAAAAAGGGUGUGUUUAUAUAGUAUUACCAUUUUACCCAUAUAAUCUUUAUGAACACUUAAAAAAGAAUAGUGAAAUCAAUUAUAAAAAGGUUUUCAAGUAGCUUCUAAUUGGAGUUUACAAUAUUCACAAAUUAGGUUUCAUGCACAGAGAUUUGAAACCUUUGAAUAUUCUUGUUGAUGAAAACCAAAAUGUUUAUAUAAGUGAUUUUGGUAUAGCAAGAAUGAAUUUUGGAUAAUGUAGAAACUUUAAUUCGAAUAGUGAAAAACAUUCUUAUGAAGUUAUUACAUUACAUUUUAGACCACCUGAAAAUUUAUUAGGUUGCGAUAAUGUAAAAUUAUAUUUAAAUUUUAAAAGUAUCAUGUAUCAGUGGAUGUAUGGUCAUUAGGUUGUGUGUUCUAUUAAGUAGUAAUGAAAGAAAUUUUGUUUUAUGGUGAUUCUUAAAUAGAGAUGUUAUUUAAGAUAUUUUCAAAAUUAGGUACUCCUAGUGCAUUUAUAGCACCUUCUCUUUGUAGUUUGCCUUUAUUUAAUGUAAUUAAUUCAAUGAAUUAGGAGAAUGCUGCAUUUCCUCGAUUUUAUCCAACUAAGUAUUUGUAUUAAUAAGAGUUGUUAUCUAAGAUUGGAUAUGAAGGUGCUGAUUUAAUAGAUAGAAUGAUUUAGUUAGAGCCUUCAAGAAGAAUUACUAUGAGUGAAGCUCUAUAACAUUAAUAUUUUCUAUGA